Microplitis mediator is the source of this 1259-nucleotide messenger RNA. RefSeq lists its product as uncharacterized. Lineage: Eukaryota; Metazoa; Arthropoda; Insecta; Hymenoptera; Braconidae. The coding region runs from base 76 to 1161 and encodes 361 amino acids. The record is from RefSeq and is a predicted model, not a curated record. The transcript has 4 exons.
CAGUUGUAUGACCAGUUUGCUUGAUUUUAAACUGAUAAGUGAAGGCAAUUGAAUCAAUCACUCAUCAAGUUAAUAAUGCUAUUAGUAAAGUGUAAUAUUAUAUUUAUAAUAUUUUAUUUAUCAUAUUCAGUCGGGUGGAAUUUUUCAAAAGUUAAUUUACCUAAUGACGUUUUUAUUUGGCGAUUUUCAAUUUGGAAAAAUCGAGUAUUCCUUGCUGUUCCCAGAUGGGGAAAAUCAUCAAACAAUUCAGUUACGUUAUUAGAAGCCCCUUGGAUAGAACCAGAAGUUUUUAACCUCAUGAAUAUUCCAUCACCACCAGCAACAGCAUUUUUGAGUACUGAAAUACAAUCUUUAGGCAAUGAUUGCAAAAAUUUACAAUCAGUUACUGGUUUAGAUAUAGAUAAUCAUGGUCGCCUAUGGGUAUUAGAUUCCCCUCAAGAUAUCGAGUGUCCGGCUAAAAUAAUAAUUUAUGACUUGCAUAAUAAUGAAGAAAUAUCCCGCGAAAAUCUCACAGGUAUACCAAGAAAAAAUUUAAAAUGUUUAGUGAUAGAUCCUGUGAUUGGUCCAUGGGGACAUCGAGGUUAUGUUGGAGAUUCUGGCGAUGAAUCAAUUAUUAUUUUAAAUAUCGGCCAUACAGGACAGCGGAAGUGGUGGAAACUGCAUUUACAACAUGGGCCAACAGUACCACGUGUCUAUACAAAUGAUUUAGCAAUAUCGAGAAAAAAUAAACGUCUAUACAUAACAGGAACAAAUUCCCUCGAUCUAUUUUACAUUGAUCUAGAUAAUUUACGAAAUAAUGAUCGAUUAUUGUUAUCGAAACAUAAAAUUGUCGAAAAAAGUCACAACGUUUCGUGGGCGGGUGUUAAAUUGGGUACUUCAACUGGACUACUCUGUGAUUCCAAGGACGGUCUUCAUUACUUCCUUGUAUCGGAAUACGCGAGUGUACGCUGGGAUACCAAAUACGAUUUGAAAGCGGCGAGUCAUUUAAUUCUUUUGCAGAGUGAACGAGUACUCAGCAUAACUGAUUAUCGAAUGGAUUCAUUAAAAAAUGUCUGGGGUAUUACUAAUCCUUUGUAUAAAAAUAAUAACAGCAUUGAUACAAUACAUAAUUGGAAUUUAACGAGUAGAAUUGUAAAAAUUUCAGAGUGUAAUCAAUUUUAAUUUCUUUUUUUUUAAUUUAUUAUAUUACAUUUUAUAUAUUUUUUUUGUAUUAAUACAGUCGAUGACAUGAAUUGAAUAUAAAGGAAAAAAAGAGCUAA